Molecule: messenger RNA, 804 nt
Organism: Aspergillus tanneri
Lineage: Eukaryota; Fungi; Ascomycota; Eurotiomycetes; Eurotiales; Aspergillaceae
Product: ribonuclease H2 catalytic subunit RNH201
Exons: 1
Coding region: 1-804 (267 amino acids)
Biological process (GO): mismatch repair; DNA replication, removal of RNA primer
Cellular component (GO): ribonuclease H2 complex
Molecular function (GO): RNA-DNA hybrid ribonuclease activity; RNA binding
Source: RefSeq, a predicted model, not a curated record
AUGGUUUAUAGUGCAUUUUAUUUGCCGCUUGACCUUCACCAUUCGCUUUUGGCUCAAAAAUAUAGUUUUGAUGACAGCAAAGUCCUGACACCUGCUGUGCGCACAAACUUAAUGCGGUUACUUUGCACACCAGGAACACCAUUGUUCGAGUCAUGCGGGUGGGCGACCAAAAUAUUAUCUGCGCGAGACAUCUCGUCCGGCAUGAUGCGCCCUGGAGCUUACAAUUUAAAUGAGCAGGCGAUGGAUGCCACUAUUGAGAUCAUCCGAGGCAUUGUCGAGGACCAAAAGGUGGAUGUCAGAGAGGUCUACAUUGACACUGUUGGGAAUCCGACAGCCUACCAGCAGAAGCUGGAGCGAAUAUUCCCUUCAUUGAAGAUAACUGUUGCCAAAAAGGCUGAUUCCCUGUAUCCAUGCGUUAGUGCCGCAAGUGUUGCUGCCAAAGUGACCAGAGAUAUAGCACUAAAUCUCUGUCAUGAAAACGUGCUAGUCGCCCAACAACCAGGGGAUCCUUCCCUUACAAGUGCUACAGACACCUGGGGCAGCGGAUACCCCUCUGAUUCGAAGUGCAUUUGCUGGCUUCGAAGAAACAUGCAGCCUAUUUUUGGGUGGGGAAAUGAAUGUCGUUUCAGUUGGGGUACUGCGAAGGAAAUGCUGGAGUUGAAGGAAGGAUGCAAGGUUGAUUGGGGGGCAAAUGAAGACAACGCGCAACUCAGGGAGUUCCUUCUGAUAUCACCUGAUAGUACUGGAAGAACAGGCCAAGAACUGGGGGAGUGGUUUGGGUAUAAACCAGCAGAAAUCCUUUGA